This is a messenger RNA of Solenopsis invicta (red fire ant), 463 nucleotides long. RefSeq lists its product as uncharacterized. The record is from RefSeq and is a predicted model, not a curated record. The coding region runs from base 100 to 435 and encodes 111 amino acids. The transcript has 3 exons. Lineage: Eukaryota; Metazoa; Arthropoda; Insecta; Hymenoptera; Formicidae.
CUAAAAUAUUAGGAACUCUAACGAUCGUUGCUCCCUCUUCUGCGCAACGUUCGAUGCAUUUGAUGGUCAGGUUCAGGUAGUUUAAUAUUAUGAUGCACAAUGGAGCAUCUGUCAAAUAUAUUCUUUAUAUCAACGUGGAGUUUCGCAAUUUCACCGACUACUGCACACUACUGUGUAUGGGGCUUGUGUGAAUCGUCAGAGUAUUGUUGCGACGAAAAUGUAUGCUGCAGUUACAAAGACUAUAAUAUAUGGAUCACUGUGGUGAUCAUAGCUGGAGUUGUAAUUGGAAUGAUAAUGGCUGGUACAUGUCUUUACUACAAUCUAUGCCGUAUCUAUCUUUAUUUACAACGGAGAUACUAUGGUAUCAGUUCUGUGUCGAUGCCAUCAGAAUUUGAUUCUGAUGGAAAAUCAAUAAGAAUAUCAUUUCAGGAGUAACACAUAAACGACUCUUCAUCAGACCAAA